CCUGGCCCUGACACCUCCUCACCCUGCGGCUUCUACAACCCCGACCCCCAAGGCCUGGUCACCUUCCCCACCCACCUCUUCAGCUUGCUCUCAGGAGUGGGUUUUCUAGAAUGGUCUCCUCUCUUCUAUGGGUUCUACCCACCCCGCCGACACCUAGCGGUCGCCUACCUGUGCUCCGUCUUUGUCAUUGGCCUUCUGCACCUGGUGCUCAUCCUCCACCGCUCCGUGUCAGGACUGAAACAGACGUUGUUGGCUGAGUCCGGGGCCCUGACCAGCUACAGCCACCGCGUGUUCAGCGCCUGGGACUUCGGGCUCCGUGGGGAUGUCCACGUGCGGCUGCGUCAUCGCAUCAUCCUGUACGAGCUGCAGGUGGAGCUGGAGGAGGCCGUGGUACGGCGCCAGGCAGCAGUGCGGACCCUGAGCCAGCAAGCCAAGGUGUGGUCGGUGCGGGUUCUGCUCAAUCUGCUGGUGAUUGCGCUCCUGGGAGCAGCCUUCUACGGGGUCUACUGGGCUACAGGGGCCACUGUGAAGCUGCAGGAGAUGCCCCUUGUCCAGCAGAUGCCACUGGUGAAGCUUGGGGUGGAUUACCUUCCGUCCAUCUUCAUCUCUGGGGUCAACUUCUUGCUGCCACCUGUGUUCAAGCUCAUCGCCCCGCUGGAGGGCUAUACCAGGAGCCGCCAGAUUGUUUUUAUCCUGCUCAGGACCGUGUUUCUCCGCCUGGCCUCCCUGCUGGUGUUGCUCUUCUCUCUUUGGAAUCAGAUCACUUGCGGGGGCAAUGCUGAGGCUGAGGAGUGCAAAACCUGUGGCUACAAGUACAAAGAGCUACCGUGCUGGGAGACUCGGCUGGGGCAGGAGAUGUACAAACUCCUGAUCUUUGAUCUGCUGACUGGACUGGCUGUCAUGCUGCUCAUCCAGUUUCCUCGGAAGCUGCUCUGUGGCCUCUGUCCCGGGCCGCUGGGACGCACGGUGGGAACCCAGGAGUUCCAGGUGCCCGACGAGGUGCUGGGACUCAUCUACGCGCAGACGGUGGUCUGGGUAGGGAGUUUUUUCUGCCCUUUACUACCUAUGCUCAACACGGUCAAGUUCCUGCUACUUUUCUAUUUGAAGAAGUUCACCCUUUUCUCCACCUGCUCUCCGGCCUCCCGCACCUUUCGGGCCUCCACAGUGAACUUCUUUUUCCCCUUGGUCCUUCUUCUGGGUCUGACCAUCUCUGCUGUUCCCGUCCUUUAUAGCAUCUUCUUGAUCCCACCUUCUAAGCUGUGUGGCCCCUUCCGAGGUCAGUCGUCCAUCUGGGCCAAGAUCCCUGAGUCAAUUUCCAGUCUCCCUCGGAUCGCCCAGAACUUUCUCUUUUUCCUGGGGACCCAGGCUUUUGCUGUGCCUCUUCUGCUAAUCUCCAGCAUCCUGAUGGUGUAUACCUUGGUCUUGGCUAACUCAUAUGGACGUCUCAUCUCUGAGCUCAAACGCCAGAUAGAGACGGAGGCGCAGAAUAAGGUCUUCCUGGCACAGCGCGCUGUGGCACUGAGCUCGGCCAGCGGGGCUCUUUGACCUCCCCUACCC
Messenger RNA from Puma concolor (puma), 1557 nucleotides. Lineage: Eukaryota; Metazoa; Chordata; Mammalia; Carnivora; Felidae. The record is from RefSeq and is a predicted model, not a curated record.